AUGGAUCUCCAUACUAUCAUGAACUCGGACGGCGGCGCAGGGAGGAACGCAUCAAGACAACAAUCUCAACCACCGCCUCCCUUGACAAAGAUGCCAACAGCAUCGCCAUCGAUGACUCCAACGCCACACACUCCGAUUCAACCGCAUCCGCACCGUGGGUUCAGAGACUACAGCCAGCCUGUUCAUGGAUCGCCUAGUCAAGCCCCUGCGCCUCCGCCGACCGAAUAUCAUGCCGGGCAUCCACCUCCAGGACCGCCGGGGCAUUACGUAUCACCGACUGCGCAACAUCCUCCUGCAAACGCAUUCACCCCAAGACCUGCUCCACCACCGCUACAGCCGCCGGGCCCGAACCACGAUCCGAGAUCUCCAGGCAGUGCUCAGUUGUCUGGGCCGUCCCCUUACCGCCAUACUCCUACCUCUUCCCUCAGUGCCAGCAGUCAGGGUUAUCCAUUCCCACCUACCCAUGCACAGAAUCAGCUACCAGCGAGCCCGCAGCAGCGACAUCAAUACGGCCCAACUGGUAACUAUUCCAGGGAUUCGAGGGAUAGCUUCGCGUCACCUGGAGGCCCAGCACCGCCGCCCGUUGGCAUGCCAUCUACUCACGGGUCCGCAAGUUAUUUCCCGGGCCAGCAAGUUAUGCCACCACAAACGCCGCCCGUCACGACACCAGGCGGCUCGCAACAUUCAUAUAUGCAACAGCAACAAAGAUCACAAUCGUUGCAGUCUACGUCGACAGCGACGCCAACUUCCGCUCACCAGCCGUCAUUCAGCACGUCCUAUGGUCCCCAAAGCGGCAGCCCAGCUACAACAGCACGGUCGUUGACGCAGUUUGACCACAGAGAUCAACGCCAAUCCUCGCAGCCACCAACACCUCUUGGUCCACCCGCUGCACCACGCCAGGUAUCAGCGCAAUAUCCACAACCACAAAGUCCGUACCAACAAAGAAUGUCUUCAGUUUCGGCGCCAGCUCCACCACAAUCACCAUACUCUUCUCAUCCUCCACAACAGAUACCACAGCCCCGAGCGCAAUCACAGCAUCGAUCUCCAUCAGCGCCGCAUGCUGCCACAAUCGUUCCUCAAUCGCAGACGCAUCCCACUCCGCAUUACGACACAGCUGGCGACCCACACCGCCGGUCACAAUCGUACGCGUCACACGCAUCGCAGGAACGUGAGCGUAGCAUUAGUGUCUCACCCAAGACUCGCAUUCCAAGCCUUACGGAAAGUCUGGGUGGCGCUUCUGCCUCGGGCCAACCGCGACCCUCGUCAAUGGGUGGCGACCCGACAGACCAACACUUGCAUCAAAUACCCCAACAGCAUCAGCAAAGCCAGAUGCAGCAAGCGCUGCCGCCUAGCAGUCAAGUUCCUGCCAUGAAGCGCGAAGGGACGCCAGCCAAGAGGAAGCUGGAUGAUAGAGACCUCCAGCCUGAUGAACUCAAUGGCACCCGGAGACCGCCGCCGCCUCCUCAGAUGAAUGGCACCCAUGGCACGGGACCUCUCAUAUCCCAACCCUCGUCACCCGUCGUCCCCCGACGCAAGAAGACCCGCUUCGCCCAUCCUCCCGUCUGGGCACAGAGCGGGAAGGCACGUCAACCCAAUGCCAGUCGUAAUUACACCCUGAAGAGCAAGACCCAUGUCGGUGGUGGCAGUCAUGAGCCACACACUAAUGGCGAUACAAAUCUUGCUCCAUCUAACGAGAGCAAAGCCAAACUGGAGCAGGCCUCGGUAAAGUCGGAACAUGCAUCGCGACACACUUCUCCCGAAGUCAUUCGCAAAACAGAAGAGCAGUCAGCCAUCAGCCCAGACAAUCGAGCAUGGAAGCUUCUUGACGGGCGACCCUUUCCUGUUCAACCUAUUUCGCUGAACCUCCCAAUCGACAAUCUGGUCCGGACGGUGGCCGACUUCCUGUUUCAACACAUCUGUUUGAGCGAGUUCUCUGGCGAGGUUCGAGCACGUGGUAUACAGUGGGAAGUUGAAGCCAAGCUAGGCACCAUCAUUGAUCGCAAUACAAAUUCUCGUGUAGCAUACCCGGUGAACGGCGAGUGUGUCCUUACCCCUGAUGCCCGAGUCGCAUUUAGAAGCAGUAUGACCCUGGCCCAGCAUCGCGUGUUUAACGAGUGGUUAAAUACCAAUCUUGCUACUACUCAUCCCCAGAACCCUCACACAAAGCCUUAUGAGCACGUGCCUAUUUCUUACAAGCACCGCAGAGAGGUUGACGAGUUCUUCGAAUUACCACCUCCGCUUAUAGCCAGGCUACCCAGUGCUUUAACGGCACUUCAGCAGUCAAAGCAGUCCGCCAAAGGCCGCAUCAGCCGGGACCAGCAGACUGGUGAAAUCCUUGCCAAGAUUGUCAAGGCGCGAGUAGCAGACCUGAACAUUCACUUGCCAAUGGCACGUCUUGACUGUCGCAUCAGCAUCAACCUUGAGUGGGAUUGGGACGGUCCUGCCGAGGAGAUCAUGAAAGGCCAUCCGGCAGGCCGUGAUCGGCAACCGGACCGUGCCAAGGACCGCAUGAGCUAUUCGCAGGGGCACUUCCAGGUUGACCUGACGCAGGUGAGCCAGGCCAAUCCCCGUAGCGGGACUCUCGAAAAGGAACACGAGUUGGAAGUAGAAAUGAACGCUGCCGUUCUCAUAGAACAGGGCAUGAGGGCACAGGCUGACGAGCCAAAUUUAUACCCAGAGUUGGUGGAAACGUUUGUAAACAACAUUAGAGCAUUGGCGCGGACCUGUCCGGAGUAA
Pestalotiopsis fici W106-1 is the source of this 2736-nucleotide messenger RNA. RefSeq lists its product as uncharacterized. Lineage: Eukaryota; Fungi; Ascomycota; Sordariomycetes; Amphisphaeriales; Sporocadaceae. The record is from RefSeq and is a predicted model, not a curated record. Gene Ontology annotation, biological process: 7-methylguanosine mRNA capping; polynucleotide 5' dephosphorylation. The transcript is spliced from 2 exons. Bases 1 to 2736 code for a protein of 911 amino acids. Gene Ontology annotation, molecular function: polynucleotide 5'-phosphatase activity. Gene Ontology annotation, cellular component: mRNA capping enzyme complex.